AUGGCCACGACGUACGCGGAGGACCCUCCUGCCGCGUGGGGCGGGUACGGCUACUACGACGAUGGCUCCGACAUCGACGCGUUGCUCCGGGGCAUCGACGCCGUCGUGCGCCCUCCCAAGUCCGCCGACCUUCCGAUGCCAUCCAAGGACUUUCUCGCGCUGUCUCGCCGGCACGGCAACCACGACGCCGGCUUCAACGCCAUGCUCCGCGGUAUCCAGAGCGUCCGCGUUCCGGCCGCCGGCCUGAUGGCUUCCCUCCCCAUGGACGCUCAUAACGACGACGCCCCGACGACGCCCGUAGCGGUGCUGCAAGCGCCGCGCAGCUACGGCGACGACACGGUCACCAACAUGAAGACGCCACCGCCCAACAAGAAGCAGCCGCGGCAGAAGUGCGGCGGCGAGUACGACGCCGACAUCGACGCCACGUUCCGGGUGAUGGAGACCGACCCGGCGGAGCGGCCCUCGGAGGACUACCUCAGCGAGAGGCAGGCGGGGGCCAUGAUGAUGACCGACCGCGCCGAGCUCAUCGAGAAGAUGCACCGCUUCUCCAGGUACUACGACCUUGCCCCUGGCACCCUGCACCGCACCGUCUCCUACGUCGACCGCUUCCUGUCAAUCAAGAAGAUCACCGGCGGCGACCAGAAGCAUCAGCUCCUACUCCUUGGAGCCGUGGCCGUCUUCGCCGCGGCAAAGUACGAGGACAGGAACACCGUGCGGAGGAUCGACGCCGACGCCGUCGCCGCGUACGCCGGGUGCUCACGGCGCGAGGUCCUCGCCGCGGAGCGCGAGCUGGUGGCGGCGCUCGGGUACCGCCUGAGCGGGCCCACGGCCUACACGUUCGUCGACCACUUGAUGAGGCACAGCGGCCAGGACUCCCAGGAGGAGGAGGUGGUGAUCACCAGGGCCCUGGCGCACCACCUGGCCGACAUGGCGCUGCUGGACUACCGGUGCGUGGCGUUCCUGCCGUCGGCCGUGGCGGCGUCGGCGAUCGUGCUGGCCAGGCUGGUCCUGGGCUACUACUCGCUGGAGGCGCCGUGCUUGGUGGCGGGGUACGCGCUGGAGGACCUGAGAGAAUGCAUGGAGGCGAUCUACGGCAUGCACGAGAACCUGCAGGUGUGGCCAGGUUGCGCCCAGAUGAUGGAGGACUGGGAGCUCACUACCCAGCUCAGAUACUACUUGCCUCCAUCGACCAUGCUGACCGCCAUGCAUUGA
Messenger RNA from Setaria italica (foxtail millet), 1212 nucleotides. RefSeq names its product putative cyclin-F2-1. Gene Ontology annotation, cellular component: cyclin-dependent protein kinase holoenzyme complex; cytoplasm; nucleus. The record is from RefSeq and is a predicted model, not a curated record. Bases 1 to 1212 code for a protein of 403 amino acids. Lineage: Eukaryota; Viridiplantae; Streptophyta; Magnoliopsida; Poales; Poaceae. Gene Ontology annotation, biological process: mitotic cell cycle phase transition; regulation of cyclin-dependent protein serine/threonine kinase activity. The transcript has a single exon. Gene Ontology annotation, molecular function: cyclin-dependent protein serine/threonine kinase regulator activity.